CCUGCCGCCGCCGCCGCCGCCAUGGUGAAGGAGACCACCUACUACGAUGUGCUGGGCGUGAAGCCCAACGCGUCCGCCGAGGAGCUGAAGAAGGCCUACCGCAAGCUCGCGCUCAAGUACCACCCGGACAAGAACCCCAAUGAGGGCGAGAAGUUCAAGCAGAUCUCGCAAGCUUACGAAGUGCUGUCGGACCCGAAGAAGAGGGAGCUGUAUGACAAAGGAGGCGAGCAAGCUAUCAAGGAGGGCGGCUCCGGCGGCGGCUUCGGGUCGCCCAUGGACAUAUUCGAUUUGUUCUUCAGCGGAGGGAGGAUGCAGAGGGGGGAGAGGCGAGGUAAAAAUGUGGUCCACCAGUUGUCAGUAAGUUUAGAAGAUAUGUACAAUGGUGCAAUGAGGAAACUUGCACUGCAGAAAAAUGUUAUCUGUGACAAGUGUGAAGGUCGUGGUGGUAAGAAAGGUGCAGUAGAAUGCUGCCCUAAUUGCAGGGGAACAGGCAUGCAGAUCAGAAUUCACCAGAUUGGGCCAGGAAUGGUGCAGCAGAUCCAGUCUGUGUGUAUGGAGUGUCAGGGGCAUGGGGAGCGUAUCAGCCCCAAGGACCGGUGUAAGAGCUGCAAUGGCAGAAAAAUUGUUCGAGAGAAGAAGAUCCUGGAAGUUCACAUUGACAAAGGAAUGAAGGAUGGUCAGAAAAUAACAUUCCAUGGUGAAGGGGACCAAGAGCCAGGUCUGGAGCCAGGGGAUAUUAUUAUUGUCUUGGAUCAGAAAGACCACUCUGUAUUUACAAGACGAGAUGAAGAUCUACUUCUGUCUAUGGAUAUUCAGCUGGUUGAAGCACUAUGUGGCUUUCAAAAGCCCAUCACAACGCUGGAUAACAGAACUAUUAUUAUUACCUCCCGUCCUGGCCAGGUUGUUGAGCAUGGGGCUGUUAAGUGUGUGUUGAAUGAAGGUAUGCCAAUUUAUCGCAGACCAUAUGAAAAAGGACGUCUGAUCAUAGAAUUCAGGGUGAUCUUCCCAGAGAGUGGCUUCCUUUCCUCAGAUAAGCUGUCCUUACUCGAAAAACUGCUACCUACAAGGCAGGAGAUAGAAGAAACUGAGGAGAUGGAACAGGUGGAAUUAGUGGACUUCGAUCCAUCUCAAAAGCGAAAACACCACUAUAAUGGAGAAGUGUAUGAAGAUGAUGAGCAUCAGCCUAGAGGUGGUGUUCAGUGCCAGACAUCAUAAAUGGGCCAGUGAAUAACUUGUGAUGCUUGUUUUGUAUGCAGUAGUGGAUGAGUGAAGGACUACAAGCAGUUUGCCCUCACCUGCUAUUUGUUGUUCUAUCCAGCCAUAGUCAUUUCUAAAAGCAUAAAGAAAUAAACUAAGUAAUUAAAC
This is a messenger RNA of Pyrgilauda ruficollis (rufous-necked snowfinch), 1365 nucleotides long. It is a transcript of the gene DNAJA1, whose product is annotated as DnaJ heat shock protein family (Hsp40) member A1. The record is from RefSeq and is a predicted model, not a curated record. Gene Ontology annotation, biological process: response to heat; protein refolding. The transcript has 8 exons. The coding region runs from base 22 to 1215 and encodes 397 amino acids. NCBI's taxonomy places the organism in Eukaryota, Metazoa, Chordata, Aves, Passeriformes, Passeridae. Gene Ontology annotation, cellular component: cytoplasm; cytosol. Gene Ontology annotation, molecular function: Hsp70 protein binding; ATP binding.